Salvia splendens (bonfire salvia) is the source of this 1011-nucleotide messenger RNA. RefSeq names its product mediator of RNA polymerase II transcription subunit 31. Gene Ontology annotation, cellular component: mediator complex. Gene Ontology annotation, biological process: regulation of DNA-templated transcription. The record is from RefSeq and is a predicted model, not a curated record. The coding region runs from base 268 to 852 and encodes 194 amino acids. The transcript is spliced from 5 exons. NCBI's taxonomy places the organism in Eukaryota, Viridiplantae, Streptophyta, Magnoliopsida, Lamiales, Lamiaceae. Gene Ontology annotation, molecular function: transcription coregulator activity.
UCACGACGAACGACCCGACGGACAUCAGUGCUCAACCGCUGACGAUCUCUUGUCCGCCGUCGACGUCCGUUGCCGCCUCUGUCGACGCAAUGGUGGACGUCCCGGACUGACCAACGCCGGGAAAUCCGCUAGAUGCUCUAAAAGAAAUCUAUUCGCGAAAAUCCUUAGAAAGGGGACAAACAAUCGGAAAAAAAUGGGGGAAAUUACUAUCGACGAGACUAGCUAUCUGAAUUAUAAACCCUAACACAAUCCACUAGAAGCUCAGCCAUGGCGUCCGAUUCUAUCGAAGCAACAGAUCCUCCGUCGCCGCCCAAAAAUGUGUACAAGGAUCCAGAUGAUGGCCGCCAGCGCUUCUUGCUUGAGCUCGAAUUCGUCCAGUGCCUUGCUAAUCCCACCUAUAUACAUUAUUUAGCUCAAAACAGGUACUUUGAAGAUGAGGCAUUUAUCGGAUACCUGAAAUAUCUUCAAUAUUGGCAAAGGCCCGAGUACUUAAAGUUCAUUAUGUAUCCUCAUUGCCUCUUCUUUCUCGAGCUUCUGCAGAAUACCAACUUCAGAAACGCAAUGGCGCAUCCUGCAAACAAGGAGUUGGCGCACAGACAACAGUUUUACUUCUGGAAAAACUACAGAAGCAACCGGUUGAAGCACAUUCUACCGAAGCCACUUCCAGAAUCUUCCGUUAGUGCAACCCCAGCUUCUGCAGCCCCUCCGGCAUUGCCACCAACUACCAUCCCAGCUGCUGCUUCCAACAUACCUCCUACCCCUCCGCAGGCUCCAUCGCCAAUGCAGUAUGGAUCUACUUCCGUUAGAAACGACCCGAGAAAUAGCGGGGUCGAGAAAAGGAAAAGGAAGUAACUUCCUCUGUUUUGGGGAUAUCAACAGUUAGAUUUUGUCCGCGAAUAUUCCGUAGAGAAUAAAAUGUAAUGUGAGAAUCUAAAGUUGAACCCAGAAAGCGUGUUGUCACUUUAGCGAUUGUACAUUCUUAUUCAUCUAUCAAUCCACGUUUUAUGUUUA